CCAACAUCAAACCCCUUUUAUUUUCCUUUCUCUUGGAUCCUACGCUUCCCACAUCUUCCAGCAGCGCAAAUCCCACCUUCACCAUUCUCCCCCAUCUCCGCCACCACCACCUUCAUCACUUACCAAAACUUACUGUUAAGUGAAUGUAAGAUCAUUGAUUGGUUAAAAAAAGGAGAACCCAUUUGCGCAAUCAUACUAAACUAGUAAACAAUGGAGAGCUUCAGUGCAGAAGAUCUUUCAACGAUUGGAGGAAUCGCCACAGUUUCUCUUCUCCAUUCUUUUAUUCCAACACAUUGGCUUCCUUUCUCCAUUGUUGGGCGUGCCCAAAAAUGGACUCUCUCUAGAACUCUCCUCGUCACUGCAUUUGGGGCAGUUUUGCAUGUGCUAUCCACUUCACUUCUUGGUAUAACAGCAAUCACCAUGGCAAAUACUAUCGCUGGUGAAGAAACAGUUCACAAACUUGCUUCACUUUUGCUUAUAGUUCUUGGUGGUUGUUAUGUUAUACUAUUUCUGUCUGGGAAGGGAGGGCAUAGUCAUUCUCAUAACCAGCCUAUGGAGAAAAUGGCUGUCGUUGGGCUCAUUCUUGUUCCUGCAUUAUCUCCUUGCGCAACCACGCUUCCUGUUUUUCUUGCUGUUGGUAGUUCAUCCUCCAUGAUGGUGCUUGCCAUCAUUGUGCUGCUAUUCAGCACUGUAACUGUGAUGACAUCACUUGUGGCUCUAUCAUUCUACGGUGCCAGCCAGCUCAAGUUUCAUUGGGUUGAGCGAUAUGACAAACUUCUUGUUGGUUCAGUUCUAUGUAUGGUAGGAAUCCUGACGCUUAUGUUUCAUGAUCACAAUCACGAAGGACAUGGAGGUUUCUCAGGGGAGCAUUUGAAUAGGAAAAUCAUCGGGCUUUGAGUUACAUUUCUUUUCCCUUGGUAUGAUGCUUUGAAUGUAUUAUAUCUACACAUGUAUCUUUAUUGCUUUUUAGUUUUAGCCAAGAGGUGUCUAUUUUUCGAGAGUCAACGGAACUCAAAGUGUACAGUGGUGAAAUUAAGCCAUAACAUUUUGGCAUGGAAUACAGUUUUGGAGAAUAUCAACUCCAGUUUUUA
Molecule: messenger RNA, 1091 nt
Organism: Populus nigra (black poplar)
Lineage: Eukaryota; Viridiplantae; Streptophyta; Magnoliopsida; Malpighiales; Salicaceae
Exons: 3
Coding region: 211-897 (228 amino acids)
Source: RefSeq, a predicted model, not a curated record